Trifolium pratense (red clover) is the source of this 777-nucleotide messenger RNA. RefSeq names its product E3 ubiquitin-protein ligase RSL1-like. Gene Ontology annotation, cellular component: cytoplasm; ubiquitin ligase complex. The record is from RefSeq and is a predicted model, not a curated record. NCBI's taxonomy places the organism in Eukaryota, Viridiplantae, Streptophyta, Magnoliopsida, Fabales, Fabaceae. Bases 1 to 777 code for a protein of 258 amino acids. The transcript has a single exon. Gene Ontology annotation, biological process: protein polyubiquitination; ubiquitin-dependent protein catabolic process; positive regulation of proteasomal ubiquitin-dependent protein catabolic process. Gene Ontology annotation, molecular function: ubiquitin conjugating enzyme binding; zinc ion binding; ubiquitin protein ligase activity.
AUGGGUCAAGAAAAAAGAACAAGAACUAGAAGAAGGAACAGAGUUCCACGCAUCGACUCCGGCUGCUUUUUUCCCAAGCGAAAAAUCUCCGACUCCUUAUUUGAUUUUUCCGAUGAAGAAAACGACUACGUGAACAUCCUCAUACAUAGCCUUUCUAGAAAACCUAAAAGAAACAACAACUUUGAAAAAGGAGAGUCUUCAAAUGCAAAAGAUAGGCUGUUUUAUUGCAAAAUCUGCAUGGAUACUAAAAAGUUGAGGGACGCUUUCUGCCUCAGCGGCUGCAAUCACGUUUAUUGCUCCGAUUGUGUUGCAAUAUACAUCCGUUACAAACUUGACGAUAAAAUUAUUAACAUUAGGUGUCCUUUUCCCGAGUGUCGUGGUUCAUUAGAACCAGAGUUUUGCCGUUCGAUUCUUCCAACCGAUGAUUUUAAACGAUGGAAUAAGGCAGUGUGCGAGGUUUUGUUCAAUAUUACGGAGAAAUUCUACUGUCCCUUUGCGGACUGUUCGGCUCUUUUGAUCAAUGAUGGAACGGAGGCUGUGAGGAAUUUAGAAUGUCCUAAUUGUAAUAGGAUGCUCUGUGGACAAUGUAAGGUUAGAUGGCAUGAAGGGAUCGAAUGCAGCGAGGUUAAGAAAUUGAAGCGGGGCGAUAAGGGGAAAGAUAUUAUGCUGACAAACAUUGCAAAAGAUAUGAAGUGGAGACAAUGUCCAAAGUGCAGACUUUAUGUUGCCAGAUCUGAGAGCUGCAACAUCAUGAAAUGCAGGUUUUAUUCUAGUUAA